Molecule: messenger RNA, 6027 nt
Organism: Pongo pygmaeus (Bornean orangutan)
Lineage: Eukaryota; Metazoa; Chordata; Mammalia; Primates; Hominidae
Gene: FIGNL2
Product: fidgetin like 2
Exons: 3
Coding region: 564-2525 (653 amino acids)
Molecular function (GO): microtubule severing ATPase activity; ATP binding; ATP hydrolysis activity
Source: RefSeq, a predicted model, not a curated record
UCUUGCCUGCGGGGGGAGCCGGGGCCGCCCCUUGUCCGGCCACCCCCACUGCCCAGUCCCGCUCCCGCCCGCGGCGGCCGCAGCCGCAGCAGCAGCGGCUCCAGGAUGGUGAGCGCCACUGCCCCCCAGCACAGGCCUGUCGCCCCCGGCCCGCGCUGCCGCCCCGGUCCCCGGGCCGGACGCGCCCCCAGGCCGCGCACACUCACCUAGGACCCGGCCGUGAUGCCGAGUGUUUCUAAUGAGAAAGGAAGGUUAGAGGUCCACCGAUCUAAACCAACGGUCUCAAUGGACAGAUGAAGAAAGUGGAGCUUAGUGAGGUUAAGUGUCUUGGCCAUGAUCACAGAGUGACAGCUCAGGGCAUUUGCUGCCCCAGGAAGCCAGGGUGGGCUGGGGGGAUACCUACCGCCUGCAUCGGGCCCUGUGCAUGGAGAGCCUGUGGUCCUCAGGGAUGGGAGAGGCACCCAGAGGACCCGACGGCAGCAGGACCACGGGGGACAUCGGUGCCUGACUGUUCUGGCAGCUGUGAAGGCUGAAUCAUCUCUCAUGAACCUUCUCUGUUGAAGAUGCACUGGACACCGGAACACGCCCAGCCCCUCAACCAGUGGCCAGAGCAGCACCUGGACGUCUCCUCCACCACCCCGUCGCCGGCCCACAAGUUGGAGUUGCCCCCUGGGGGUCGCCAACGCUGCCACUACGCUUGGGCACACGACGACAUCUCCGCCCUCACUGCCUCCAACCUCCUAAAGCGCUAUGCAGAGAAGUACUCUGGGGUCUUGGACUCUCCCUACGAGCGUCCGGCCCUGGGCGGGUACAGCGACGCCUCCUUCCUCAACGGCGCCAAAGGGGACCCCGAGCCCUGGCCAGGGCCGGAGCCACCCUACACCUUGGCCUCACUCCACGAAGGCCUCCCAGGAACCAAGUCGGGCGGUGGCGGCGGUUCCGGGGCCCUGGGGGGCUCCCCAGUUUUACCCGGGAACCUCCCUGAACCCCUCUACGCCGGCAAUACGUGCGGGGGCCCGUCGGCGGCGCCCGAGUACGCGGCGGGCUACGGCGGCGGGUACCUGGCGCCGGGUUACUGCGCACAGACGGGCGCCGCGCUGCCCCCGCCGCCCCCGGCCGCGCUCCUGCAGCCCCCACCGCCUCCGGGGUACGGGCCCUCAGCGCCGCUGUACAACUAUCCCGCAGGGGGCUACGCAGCGCAGCCCGGCUAUGGCGCGCUCCCGCCGCCCCCAGGCCCACCCCCGGCCCCCUACCUGACCCAGGGCCUGCCCGCGCCCACGCCCCUGCCCGCGCCGGCACCGCCCACCGCAUAUGGCUUCCCCACGGCCGCGCCGGGCGCCGAAUCCGGGCUGUCGCUGAAGCGCAAGGCCGCCGACGAGGGGCCCGAGGGCCGCUACCGCAAGUACGCGUACGAGCCCGCCAAGGCCCCCGCGGCUGACGGGGCCUCCUACCCCGCCGCGGACAACGGCGAGUGUCGGGGCAACGGGUUCCGGGCCAAGCCGCCGGGAGCCGCGGAGGCGGCGUCGGGCAAGUACGGUGGCGGCGUCCCCCUCAAGGUCCUGGGCUCCCCUGUCUACGGCCCGCAACUGGAGCCCUUUGAAAAGUUCCCGGAGCGGGCCCCGGCUCCUCGUGGGGGGUUCGCCGUGCCGUCGGGAGAGCCUCCCAAAGGCGUGGACCCCGGGGCGCUGGAGCUGGUGACGAGCAAGAUGGUGGACUGCGGGCCCCCGGUGCAGUGGGCGGAUGUGGCGGGCCAGGGCGCGCUCAAGGCGGCGCUGGAGGAGGAGCUGGUGUGGCCCCUGCUCAGGCCGCCCGCCUACCCGGGCAGCCUGCGCCCGCCGCGGACCGUCCUGCUCUUCGGGCCGCGUGGCGCGGGCAAAGCGCUGCUGGGCCGCUGCCUCGCCACGCAGCUGGGAGCCACGCUGUUGCGCCUGCGCGGUGCGACACUGGCUGCGCCCGGCGCCACCGAGGGCGCGCGCCUCCUCCAGGCCGCCUUCGCGGCCGCGCGCUGCCGCCCGCCGUCCGUACUCCUCAUCAGCGAGCUGGACGCACUGCUCCCCGCCCGGGACGACGGCGCGGCGGCAGGGGGCGCGCUGCAGGUGCCGCUCCUGGCCUGUCUGGACGGGGGCUGCGGCGCGGGGGCUGACGGCGUGCUGGUUGUGGGUACCACCUCGCGGCCCGCGGCUCUGGACGAGGCGACCCGCCGGCGCUUCUCUCUCCGCUUCUACGUGGCGCUGCCCGACAACUCGGCCCGCGGGCAGAUCCUGCAGCGGGCGCUGGCCCAGCAGGGCUGCGCGCUCAGUGAGCGGGAACUGGCGGCGCUGGUGCAGGGCACGCAGGGCUUCUCUGGGGGCGAACUGGGGCAGCUGUGCCAGCAGGCGGCGGCCGGGGCGGGCCUCCCGGGGCUGCAGCGCCCCGUCUCCUACAAGGACCUGGAGGCGGCGCUGGCCAAGGUGGGCCCUAGGGCCUCUGCCAAGGAACUGGACUCGUUCGUGGAGUGGGACAAAAUGUACGGCUCCGGACACUGAGCGCGCAGGGGAGGCCGCGGGAGCCGCCGUCCCUCCGUCCCCGCCGCCUCCGCGUGGGAGGGAUGUCACUGAAAACCCAGCUGGCAGGGGCCGGAGUGGUGAAUGUGGGAUCCGGGACAGGAGGGGUCUGCCGGUGGAUUUUUUUUUUUCGUGGGAAGGAAAAUGCUUCUGCCAGGCAGAUAGAUGCCAUUUGCGCCGUGUACUCAGGUUUUUCCUAUUUAUUGUGGACUGGAAGCUCGCCAUCUCCGCCCGGCGGACCGGGCAGAUCCGGCAUGGGCUGGCACCCGGGGCCUUAGGAACUCCUGCUCUCUUGCCACAAUGCUUUUGUCUCCUCGCUAUCUGAAUGGCACCCUCCUUCUCCCUCACUCUCUCCACCCCAUUCUCUGCAUUCUCUUGGCUUUCUCUCCCUUUUGUUUUGUCGCUGACACCCCUGCCCCCCAUGCUGGCCCUGUUUCUCUCCUGCCUCUCCCUCCCCAGCUCUCUAUCCCUCAACCUCUGUGCUUCUGUCUCCAUCCCUGGCUCUCCACCGUCCCUGGCCUUUUGGUCCCUGAGCUUUAAUGCCUGUCCCUGCCUUCUGUUCUUAUUUGGACUGCAGUGGCCCUUUGCAGGAGCUCUGGAGGCCCAGGGGCUGAGGAGGAGGGUUACCCCUCUACCCAUCUGAAACCUAGGGUCUAGGGGGAUCAAAGAAAAAAAGUCCCCAAAGAAGGGGAAUUUUUUGUUUGUUUUUGAGGGGAGAUCCCAGAAAUAUAGCUUGUUUCAUAUUUUAGGCUUCUUAUUUUUGUAAAAUGUGUAGAAUUUGCUGUUUUUCUUUUUAUUUUGACAACUCAGGAAGAAACUGACCUCAGAAAGAAUGUUAGACUUUGGCUGCUCUCCUGUGUGCCCCUCACACCUGUCCCCCCGCCCCCUCCCACUCCAUCCAGGGGACCAAAUUCUCCCAGAGACUCAAAAAAUGAGACUUAGGGGAAGGGGAGAGGAAGACCCAGAGGCCUCACUGAAACCCCAGCUAUUCCUGGUCAGAAGCAGAAUGUAUUCCUAAGGGCUUCCUCUCCAGGGCCGAGGCCUAGGCAUGAAUCUGGGGAGUGGGCUGUGGGGUUUGAGAGAGGGGAGGCCUUAUUCCUCUCCUGCUGCUCCCCACCCCCUGCCCCACCCAACCCCUCCGCUGAGUGUUUUCUGUGAAGGGCUAUCCAGAGUUAGGAUGCCCUUGCCCAAUUCCUUCUUGAGACCCAGAAAGUAGGCUGGGAGGGCCCAAAUGGGAAGGUGACCUAAGCAGAAAGUCUCCAGAAAGGUCAUGUCCCUUGGCCCUGCCUUGGCAGAGGUCCCCAGUGACUUAUGCUAGGAGGAUUCCAUCUGGGUAGACAGUCUGGCCACAAAAUCAGCUACUGGACCUCAGCCGCCUCUGCUGGAGGCUCUGAGGAAGAGUGAGCAUCCCUUACUUGGGGGGCUCUGUGAGGAAAUGUGCCUUCCCCAUUCCCCCGGAGUCCUAGGUCUGGAGCUCCAGGGCUGGGAGAGGGUGAGGGAGAUGGGCAGGGGUGUUUCCUCUGACCUUGGGGGCUUAGUCUCAGUCCUGCCUGAAAUUUCCACUAGGCUUGGAACCCUUCCGAGAACCAUAUUUCUCUCCUUCCCACCAAUUUUCCCUUGAUGAGGCUUUAGCAGUUUGCUCCCACCACCCCCCAGCCCAUUUCACAACUCUGAUCUUUGUCCAAAGCAGGGGACAUGCCCCCCCCACCCCGACCACCACUUUUUCUCUCUCCCACCUCAGCCUUCUGUGCAGUUCCUUGCCUGCCCGUGCAUUUCUUAGAGUCUGCUGCCUCCCCCGCUGGCUGGGAGGGUGUCUGGGGGGGACCUUUCAGGGGCCCUGGCACCCAGGGCCUGUGCUGGCCUAGGAGUGCUGACCGGAAGGCUGCUCUGUUUCACCCCCUCCCCUCCCCCUGUUGCUUUCUGACCCCCUCUUUGGAGCCAGCCGCCCGCAGGGCUUUGGUGCCUCAGAAGCAGUGGGCUGCAGGGUCACAGCCGCAGGCUGCAAAAGACCCUCGGAGGGAGCAAGGAGUGAGGGGUUCUCUCUCAGGUGUGUAUGUACUGGGGGGUGGGAGGGUGGAGGGUGUCAGGGAAGUUGGGGUGGGAUCCCAGCCUUCCCUUCAAGAGGCAGGGAGCUCUGGGAGGUGGAGUCCCCACCGCUUCCUCUACUAGGCUCCUCCUGUUCCCCAGGCUUGGGGAGCUUUGCACAAGGAGACUGCCUCCAGCCUAGUGGCACCUACCUCAUGGGCUCUGGGGCAGGUAGGGGAAGGGGCCGGUCCAGCUCUGGUAAUGUUGGGGGGAGGCAUACCAAAGAAUCCAGGGGCAGGGAGUGGGGAGGGUGACUUCUGAGCUGGCCUCUCCCCUUCCUCUACCCAGACUGGGGCUGGGAUCCUCUCCUCCCGCUGUAACCAUUUCUACCUCAUUUUGCUGCGUGUUGUACAUGGACGUAUUUAUCUCCUGUCUGACGAUGCUCUGCAGUUGUGGUCUGUCUACCUCAGAAGAGACUGUAUUUUAAAAGAAAGUAUUACACAGUAUUAAAGUGAUGACAUGUGGUUUGCAGAAGAUUUCUUGGGGGCAGUGGGAUGUGGGAGUCCUCUGGGAGAUGUCUGGACACGUGGGUAUGCCGGUGCCCCGGGCAGGGUGUUCCUAAUCCCUUAGUAACAAGGAGCAAGGAUUCCUGUGACUCACUGUGAUACAGUGAGUACCUACAGGAACGGGCACUGAGGCUGUGGGGAAGAAGCCAUGGGUAAGGGGCCUUCCUGCCGUUCUGAGCUCUGACAUUCAGCACUGGGGCAGGCUCAUUGUAUCCCCAGAGCCACAAAGUAGGGGGACAAGGAAGGGCUCACAUGUUUGUUGAAUGAGUGAAGAAAUGAAUGCAUGGAGGAAGGGGGUUGCUGAAGAGAGGGAGGAGCCAUCCAGAACCUGCAGCAGCCUUCACUGAAUAGAGCUAGGGUUAUACUUGUAUUCCAUUCUCAGUGGAGAUAAAGUGGGCAGAGGGCGGGGUGUGGAGACGGCCGAGUUCCAAUGUUUCAGGUCACGUGGUGUCCUUUGUCUACCAUCCCCCCAUCCAUCAGUCCCAUAACUCUGUCUGUGACAGCUCAUCAUAAACUGGGAGACUGAACAACCUAGCAACACUUGCCGAAAAAGCUCUGUAGAGAUGCCAGUGAGAGAUUUGGACCCACAACUCCUAGGUCCUUGAAUACUGUAGGCAAGAUUGCUGAGCAUGCGCAAGAGCACAGGGGAGUAGCGCACCCAGGCUCCCUGCUAUGGCUCACUGCACACAUACAGGAGGCAGAGUGAGCACCAGGGAGACCCUGCAAAGCAAAGAGGACACGAAUGUGAGUGUGCCUGGAGGUGGGGGCUCUAAGGCACUGCCCCAGAGUCCAUUACCACAAGCCUCUCAGCCCUUGCAGGUCUAAACCCACCUGCCCCCACUCCUCUAUUUUGCACCUUACUGUGUGCAGACAUUGGGCCUGGCACUGAGGAU